GAUAUGACGACUUCACUGAUCCUGCAUCCACGCUGGGCGGAUACCUUUAUGUACGUGUAUGAGGAAAACCCGAAUGAAAAUAACCAGAAUAAAACCCCAGCCAUGGAGGCGCUAAGUGGGAACUGCCCAGCGAGCCACUGCAGGGAUAUAAUAACUUUGGGUCGCCAUUCCAGCACCAUUGGGACUCACCAGGGUUCUGUCUACACGGAUAUACCCGCUCCGGAAGCUGCCAGGCAGUGCCCUCCGCCACCAGCUUCUUCCAACGCCACGCUGGGCUACGGCUACCCCUUUGGAGGCAGCUAUUAUGGGUGCAGAUUGUCUCAUUCCCACAACGUGAACUUACAACAAAAACCUUGUUCCUACCACCCGGCAGAAAAGUACCCCGAACCCAGCAGUUCCAUCCCCAGCGAAGAACUACCUUCAAGGGCCAAAGAGUUUGCUUUUUACCCCAGCUUUGCCAGCUCCUACCAGGCGGUCCCUGGUUACUUGGACGUGUCAGUUGUGCCAGGUAUUAGUGGCCACCCCGAGCCGAGGCAUGACGCUUUGCUUCCCAUGGAAGGAUACCAGCACUGGGCUCUUUCCAAUGGUUGGGAUGGGCAGGUCUAUUGCUCCAAAGAGCAGUCACAGUCUACCCAUCUCUGGAAGUCACCUUUCCCAGAUGUGGUACCUCUCCAGCCAGAAGUGAGCAGCUACCGUAGGGGCCGGAAGAAAAGGGUCCCCUACACGAAAAUCCAACUGAAAGAACUAGAAAAGGAGUAUGCAGCCAGCAAAUUCAUUACCAAAGAGAAGCGAAGGAGAAUUUCGGCUACCACCAACCUUUCUGAACGCCAAGUCACUAUCUGGUUCCAGAACCGCAGGGUCAAAGAGAAAAAGGUAGUUAGCAAAUCUAAGACACCUCACCUUCACGCUACCUGACAAAGAAAUGUUUGAGGGGGUAGGGGGGGAAAGACAGAAAGAAACACAUGCGAAUAUUUAUCUGAUACGUCUGUAUAAUAAUAACAUACAUUCGAACUCUUUGAUGAUUCAAUUGGUUAUUUAAAAACAAAACAAAGAAAUAAACAGCAUUUUUAGUUUAUUCCUCUGCCCUCUUCUACUGUCCGCCGACUGUGAAUAUCUAAUUGCCCUCGAGCAUCCAUCGAUAACGUUAACCGUGUACAGUAUAUUAAAUGCAAAUGUAGAUUUGUUAUGUUUCAAAGACAUGAAACCUGAAUGUUAUUUUGUAACUCUGUAUAAUCGCCUAGCCCCGCCCUCC
Molecule: messenger RNA, 1252 nt
Organism: Malaclemys terrapin pileata
Lineage: Eukaryota; Metazoa; Chordata; Testudines; Emydidae
Gene: HOXC13
Product: homeobox C13
Exons: 2
Coding region: 4-915 (303 amino acids)
Biological process (GO): regulation of transcription by RNA polymerase II
Molecular function (GO): DNA-binding transcription factor activity, RNA polymerase II-specific; RNA polymerase II cis-regulatory region sequence-specific DNA binding
Source: RefSeq, a predicted model, not a curated record